Molecule: messenger RNA, 2879 nt
Organism: Larimichthys crocea (large yellow croaker)
Lineage: Eukaryota; Metazoa; Chordata; Actinopteri; Sciaenidae
Gene: dhh
Product: desert hedgehog signaling molecule
Exons: 3
Coding region: 1007-2386 (459 amino acids)
Biological process (GO): intein-mediated protein splicing; multicellular organism development; smoothened signaling pathway
Molecular function (GO): calcium ion binding; patched binding
Source: RefSeq, a predicted model, not a curated record
AUCAAGUGUCUGAAAGGUUUUCAAGUGUCACUGAUUUAACUUAAAACAGCAUCAGCAUUUUUUUUUUUUUUUGCCCUUAAAUAUUUAAGGAGUUGGAGGCGGGUGUGGGGGUCAUUGUGUUAACAUAAGGAGGCUAAUCAUAUGUUCUUUGUAAGGUUGAAUUGGAGGCGUGUGCUGUCGCAGUGGGAGCGCGCAGAGGAAGGGAGGGCAAUCUUGUCCGGACGCUAAUAAGACCCAAUGGCUGGUGCAAGGUGGCCAGGAGCUCCGCACCGCGACAGAAGACGGUGGACGAAGGAGAGAAGGAAAAAAACAUCUGAAGAGAGAGAGAGAAAGAGAGAGACAUUUCUGGAUGGAUAAGGAGGAUGAGAGCGCCACGGGAGAGUCCAUAGGAAUUGCAGGGGAGUCAGUCCGGCUUUCGGUGUGCGCGUCAGUUUGUGUGUCUCGUUAAAGGAGCUGCGUGGAGAGAGAGGGAGAGAGAGAGGGAGACAGAGAGAGAGAGAGAGAGAAAGAGAGAGAGAGGCGGUAAGUGACUAGAAACCACACGAAAAACACCUGCGUCAAGGCUGGUGGUACCUGCGACGGACGUGUGAGGAUGACUUUCAGUUCACAGGAGGCUUAGAAACUGCUGAUAGUUGGGAGGAAAACUUUUGGGAAAGAAAACCUCACAGACAUAUUUUAUCUUGUUUUGAAAAGCUGAUGCCAAACUUAAACUUGAGAUUGCAGGCAAUCAGAUCAUUUAUUUGGUUAUAGCUUUUGGUCAGACAUCAAACACUAAAGCAGUCCAAACCUAGAGCGAGAACAACUGACUUUGUAUUGUUUUUAAAAAGAAGUACCUACAUGUUCCAACAAUUAGUAAUUUUUUGUCACAUCAAUAUCAGCUCUGAUACCACAUGAUUUGGAAUGGACCAAUAUUUGACCCUCAUUCACAUGCUAUCACACACCUGGAACUGGGUUAUCGCUGUAGGCACGGUGAGCCACUGACUCCUGGGAGCCCCAACCCUCCCCAAUGAAGCAAUCCUGGUGGGCCCGCCUGGCACAGCUUGGCCUUCUUGCUGUGUGGACCUGUAUAUGGCUGGUCCAAGGAUGCGGACCAGGCAAUGGGUACGGCCCGCCCCGCCACAGGCUCAGGAAACUUACAGCCAUGCACUACAAGCAGUUUUUCCCCAACUUCUCAGAAAACAACCUUGGUGCCAGCGGGAGAGCAGAGGGCAAGAUCACACGCAACUCUGAGCGCUUCAAUGAACUUGUGUGCAACUACAACCCAGAUAUUGUGUUCAAGGAUGAGGAGAACACCAACGCAGACCGCUUCAUGACUAAGCGAUGCAAGGACUGUUUGAACAAGCUGGCUAUUGCCGUGAUGAACCAGUGGCCAGGUGUACACUUACGUGUCACGGAGGCCUGGGAUGAGGAUGGUCACCACCCUCUUGGCUCUCUGCACUAUGAAGGCCGGGCUGUGGAUAUAACUACUGACGACAGAGAAACAGAGAAGUAUGGUCUUCUAGCUCAACUGGCUGUGGAAGCUGGUUUUGACUGGGUCCACUAUGAGUCCAAAUAUCACAUCCACUGCUCAGUAAAAGCUGAUCACUCUGUUGCAGUGGAAAAAGGUGGCUGUUUCCCUGGCUGGGCCCGGGUAACUGUUGCUGGAGGGGUUCAGAAGAGUCUGUCGUCACUGGCCCCUGGGGACAGAGUCAUGGCCCUGUCUGGGACAGGCCAAGUCGUAUUUAGUCAAGUCCUCUUAUUUCUGCACCGCAACCAAGAAAGCUGGUCUACUUUUCUGUCUCUGGAGACAGAAGAUGGCCACCGAUUGGCUGUUACCCCUCAUCACUUGGUCUUUUUAUCCCCCUAUUGCAGACUCAACAGCUUUGAGUAUCAGGCAGAGUUUGCUAGCAGAGCCAAAACUGGAGACUGUGUUCUCAUCCAUGCAGCAGAGGGUCAAGUACGUCCAUCUCGAAUCAUCUCAGUUUCAGUAGAGGAGAGUGCAGGAGUUUACGCACCCUUGACAGAAGCUGGAACUGUGUUUGUUGAUGGGGUGCUGGCAUCCAGUUAUGCACUGGUGGAGGACCACAAACUUGCACACUGGGCAUUUGGACCUGUGCGUCUCUUCUUUUCAGUCAGCCAGCUACUUUGGGGGGAGACGACAAAAGAGCAGCAGACCGUAGAUACUGAGACAGCUAAAACUCCCCUGGAUUAUAGCACAAAGGACAAAGCAGGUGUAUAUAUGAAUAAUAGUAUUAUGAACAAACAAGACAAUCUGAGUGAACCUCUGAGGUUAGAAACGAGACCGAAGCACUCCUCCCAAAGACAGACAUCAGAUGUGCACUGGUAUGCUAGACUACUGUACAGUUUUGGAUGUAAUUUUUUAGACUCCAACAUAUUUCAUCCUUAAAAGACUAAAACUAUAAACUCAGCACAUGUUGCACAUUCAGUCGUACAACUUUUGAUACAUUUACACUAACUCUUCCUAUUCUUUUCUUCAAUAAAUUAAAAACACUGGAAAUGCUUGCUUGCUUUUUUCACCAUUGUUAAUCUAUCAUAAUGAAAUACAUGCUAAUACCCAAGCGAUACAAUACAAGAGAGUGAGUUUGAUAAGACAAAUUGUCUGAGCAGGUUAAUAUAAAAACAGUCAUGCCAAAAUGACUGUAUCAUAGUCUUUUUGUACAUCAUAUUAUUUCUUUUAAUUAUUUCAAAUAUAUAUGUAAAAUAUAUAUUCUAAUGGGAUAGGAAUACAAUUUCCCACAACAACAGAAUCUUUAUUUUUGUACUUUCUGAAUCAUAAUAUAUAAAUGUUUCAUGUUAUUAUAAUAAUUACACUACAUGUAUUGUAUGUCCUCACUUGUUGUCAUGUCAUAAAACAAAUUAAAAUGUCAUUUUAUUAAGCA